Messenger RNA from Lampris incognitus (smalleye Pacific opah), 1591 nucleotides. Its product is annotated as hsp90 co-chaperone Cdc37. Gene Ontology annotation, biological process: protein stabilization; protein folding. NCBI's taxonomy places the organism in Eukaryota, Metazoa, Chordata, Actinopteri, Lampriformes, Lampridae. The transcript is spliced from 8 exons. Gene Ontology annotation, cellular component: cytoplasm. The record is from RefSeq and is a predicted model, not a curated record. The coding region runs from base 205 to 1341 and encodes 378 amino acids. Gene Ontology annotation, molecular function: protein-folding chaperone binding; protein kinase binding; heat shock protein binding.
GCUCGUCUGAGCGGACUGGUCGCCCCGGCAGGUACCGUUUACUAGGCGGGGAAACGCGGCUAGACGUCACGCCGGACCCCCCAAAAAACACGCGUUUCGGAACCUCGUUGACAUUUAACGCCGUACAUGUUCUUGUGUUUCGCUCGCGCGUAGCCGUUAACCGAGGCGCCUAGUUUUGUUGUUAGCGUUAGCCUCCUUAGCAUCAUGUCCAGAAUAGACUACAGCGUGUGGGACCACAUCGAGGUGUCGGACGAUGAGGACGACACGCACCCCAACAUCGACACACCCAGCCUGUUCAGGUGGAGACACCAGGCACGUGUGGAGCGAAUGGAAGAUUUUCAAAGAAAGGGAGAUGAUUUAGAGAAGACGCUCGCAGACUGCAAGCGUAAGUUGACUGAAGUUCAGAAGAAGACGCGCGACUUGGCCAUCUCGCCGACAGAUGAUGCCAAAGCAGAGCUGAGCAAGACUCAGGCUGAGGAGAAGAAGUUGAAAAAAGAAGAACGGGACUGGGAGAAGAAACUAGAUGAGCACCGGCGAGAAGAGAAGAAGAUGCCAUGGAACGUGGACACGCUGAGCAAGGACGGUUUCAGCAAGAGCAUUGUGAACGUCAAAGCAGAUUCCAACGAAGAAACGGAGGAGGAGAAAGAGCAGAAGCACAAAACCUUUGUGGAGAAGUAUGAAAAGCAGAUCAAACACUUUGGCAUGCUGCGACGUUGGGACGACAGCCAGAAGUACCUUUCUGACAACUCCCAUCUAGUUUGUGAGGAGACUGCCAACUACCUGGUCAUCAUGUGCAUUGAUCUUGAAGUUGAGGAGAAACAUGCUUUGAUGGAGCAGGUGGCUCAUCAGACCAUAGUCAUGCAGUUCAUUCUGGAGCUGGCUAAAAGCCUCAAAGUGGACCCCCGCGGUUGCUUCCGUCAAUUCUUUGCCAAAAUUAAGACUGCAGACCAGCAGUACCAGGAUGCUUUCAACGAUGAGUUGGAGGCGUUCAAGGAGCGGGUGCUCGGCCGGGCUAAGAUCCGCAUAGAAAAAGCCAUGAAGGAGUACGAGGAAGAGGAGCGUCAGAAGCGGCUGGGACCUGGAGGCCUAGAUCCUGUGGAAGUAUACGAGUCCCUGCCAGAGGAGAUGCAGAAAUGCUUCGAUACAAAGAAUAUCCAGAUGCUCCAAGAUGUUAUCAGCAAAAUGGACCCAACGGAGGCAAAGGCUCACAUGAAGAAAUGUAUAGACUCGGGGCUCUGGGUCCCAAAUUCCAGGACAGAUGAUGGGGACGAGAAGGGUGAGGAUCUCACCUACGAGGAGGUGAAGCCAGAGACAGAAGAAAAUAAGGAUGACAAGCAUUGAUUUUAUAAUCUUGUUUUUCGCAAAUGUCCUCACUCCCCUCCCCGCGUUUGCGACUAGUUUAUUGCCAUACUAUUAGAACCAUGUAACCUCUCGAAGAUACAAAGAUAAUUAGCUAUGAGUUUAUGUAUUUGUCAUAGCAUUUACCCAAUUGCACAAUAAUGUAUGAGAGUCGCCUGCUUGGGAAUCCCUUGGCCUUCCGUGUUUCUUCAACCUUCAGUCUGGACAUCAAUAAAGCAGUAUUCAUAUGUUG